UAUGAGUAGAUGGAGGGAAAAUAUGCCGCUUGGUUGCUUUAUAGAAUAUGAGUAGUUGCUGAAUGGGGAAAUACACAACCUUGAAGAGAUUCUUUUUACUCCGACCACGCCAAAAACCCUUUCCCACGGAAACCUCCCAUUUUGGGCUUUCUCUCCAAUCCUACCUCACAGUCUGAAGAGGCUUAACACUGGAGUGAGGUAAAGAAACUUAUGAUCACAUCUUUCCCUGGACCUAGGUCGUGCAACUUUUUUUAGCGGGAGUCCAUUUGAUCAUUUUGAAUAGAACGGCAAAGCUUAUGCUUCUUACCAGGCCAGCAAUGCUUGCAUUUUCCCAGACUUUGUUUUGACUUUAGUAAUCUCAGGAGAAUUUUAGGACAAUGGACUGCGUUUUAGCGCUGCCUGCCCAGAAAGAACGAAAUGUGAUCGAAUCGGAAAGGAAGAGAGGGUCCAAGAAACGUAAGCCUCAUCAAGGUGACAUCGAGGAGAAGGUUGAUUCUGAUUUGUAUUCUUAUGGAUGUGACAUUGGAUUUGUAGGAGAUAAGUUGCUGUCAGAUGGAAAGAUUCAAUCCAAGCAAAAGAUGAAGAAAACAGUUGAGGAUGAGCAGCAGGAAAAUGCAAAUGACACUGAAGCCAGUAAAUUCAUACUCAAGAGGAGUGAGCCUCACAUUUACAGCAGGGAGAAGAUUGAUCAAGAAUUGUGCAGUUAUGGCUGUGGUAUUGGAUUUGUUGAAGAUAAGCUGCUAGAAGAGGGAAACAUUAAAUCCAAGGACAAGAAGAAGAAGAAAGUUGUUGACCAUAGGCUGCAGGAGGAUGACUUUGCCCUUGGUUUUGUUGAAGAUAAGCUCUUGGUGGAUGGAAUUAUUAAAUCCAAGGACAAGAGGAAGAAGAAAUUUGCUGAUAAUAAGUUGCUGAAGAAUGGUGAUGAUAUUGAAACCAACAACUUCAUACUAAAGAAGCAUGAUCUUCAAGGUGACAGCAGGGAGACAAUUCAUCCUGAUUCGUGUUUUCAUGGCUCUGACAUUGGAUUUGUUGAAGAUAAUUUGCUGGUAGAUGGAAAGUUUAAAUCCAGGAAAAAGAAUAAAACAAAAAAAGCUGUCAAGGAUAAGCUGAGUGAGAAUGGGGAUGAUGCUGAAACCGGUAAAUUCUUACUCAAGAUGCGUGAUUCUCAGAGUGACUACAUGGACACUGUUGAUUCAGGGUUUUGCUGUUAUGCCAAAUCAUUGGAUAAGGAAAGCAAGUCUUAUCCGAUUGCUUUACCUGCCUUUGGACGGUUAUUAGGGGAUAAACUGGAGGAAGAUGGUUGUGCGGUACAGAAGAAUCAGCUGGGACGUGAAGGUUAUGUUGAUUCUGUUUAUUUGUCUGCUGUUUCUAGAGAUAUCUUUGAGGAUAAGCUGAAUGAAAAUGGAAAUGAAUUCAAAUCCAUUGGUAUUAAAUCCGAGAAGAAAAAGUCUAACAGCCAGAAAACUGUUUCUGAGAGUACCAAAGCUAGAAAGGUUUCUCCUUACUUUCAGAUUGAAAAUGUGAAGAAGACUGUUGAAUUAGACGCACCUGAUAAUGGUGAAAAUGACUUUGACAUUGUUGCUUCAGUGGGUACUUGUAGAUAUAUGGUCCAAGACAGGGAGGAGGGGAACAAAGAUAAAAUUGCCAUUGCGAAGAAUAAAUCCAAAUGCAAGUGUAGAUACAAGAAGCUUUUAUCUGUUGAGCAUGAUCCAAUUCAAAAAAAUUCACCUUCCAUUCAAAGUGACAAUGAAAAGAAGGUUAAUGCAUAUUCACGUUGUUGUGAGACUGAAUCCAUUGCUUCACCAAGUAUUGGUAGUAGUUUCCUUGGAGAUAAGACGCUGGCGGAUGGAAAUGAAAUGGAAAAUGGAACAACUAAAUUAAAGAAGGUCAAAGCUUUCCGAAAUAAGUUGCGAGAGAAUGGAAAUGACGCUCAAACUAGAAAUGUUAAUUCCAUGAAAACAGACUCUGUGAUACAGAAUAAUACAACCCUUCGUGUUGAAUAUGAUUCCCAUUUUUUUCAUAAUGACAUUGCGGAGAUGAUUACAGGCAAUUCAUUGAAUAUGAAAAGCAGAUCUGAGUCCAUUGCUUUACCUGUCUGUGGACAUUCCAUUGAGAAUAACCUGGAGGGAGAACUUGGUGGGGAGAAGAUCAAACAACAUGGACUUGAUAGUUGUAUUGAUCCUCUAUUGUUUACAGUUGCUUCUGGAGACUUUGAGGAAUGGCGUGAAAAUGGAAAUGGAAUUGGGACUCUUAAAGUUGAAUCCCAGAAAAAAAGAAAAUUCAGUGGUCAAAAAACUGCUGCAAAGCAUGGCAAGGUUCCGAAGGUUUCUCCUUAUUUUCAGAAUGACAAGAAAACAGUGAAUGUUGAAGCGCUUGAACAUGAAAAUGAUUUUUAUUCUAUUGCCAACUCUGGUGAUAACAUCGCAAUUGAAAAUUUUAAAUUCCAAGGUAAGAGAACAUCCGCAACGAACAAGACAGUGGAGCAUGUGCAAGUUCAAAAGGUUUCUCCUUUUUCUCAAAGUAACAAUGGGAAGAAGGUUGAUCAUUCUGGAGACUUUGAGGAAUGGUGUGAAAAUGGAAAUGGAAUUGAGACUCUUAAAGUUGAAUCCAAGAAGAAAAGAAAAUCCAGUUGUCAAAAAACUGCUGAGAAGCAUGGCAAGGUUCCGAAGGUUUCUCCUUAUUUUCAGAAUGACAAGAAAACAAUGAGUGUUGAAGCGCUUGAACAUGAAAAUGAUUUUGAUUCUAUUGCCAACUCUGGUGAUAACAUCACAAUUGAAAAUUUUAAAUUCCAAGGUAAGAGAACAUCUGCAAAGAACAAGACAGUGCAGCAUGUUCAAGUUCAAAAGGUUUCUCCUUUUUCUCAAAGUAACAAUGGGAAGAAGGUUGAUCAUUCUGGAGACUUUGAGGAAUGGUGUGAAAAUGGAAAUGGAAUGGAGACUCCUAAAGUUGAAUCCAAGAAGAAAAGAAAAUCCAGUUUUCAAAAAACUGCUGAGAAGCAUGGCAAGGUUCCGAAGGUUUCUCCUUAUUUUCAGAAUGACGAGAAAACAGUGAAUGUUGAAGCGCUUGAACAUGAAAAUGAUUUUGAUUCUAUUGCCAACUCUGGUGAUAAAAUUGCAAUUGAAAAUUUUAAAUUCCAAGGUAAGAGAACAUCUGCAAAGAACAAGAUAGUGGAGCAUGCUGAAGUUCAAAAGGUUUCUCCUUUUUCUCAAAGUAACAAUGGGAAGAAGGUUGAUUUUGGAUCAUGUUGUUAUGACAGGGAGAUUGGAUUCAGUGCCUUAUCUAGUACUGGUGUUGAUUUCCUUGAAGAUAAGCUGCCAGAGGAUAGAGAUGUAAGUGAAAGUCUGGAAGUGAAUGGAAAUGACACUAAUGCUUAUGUUAAUACCAAGAACAUGAAAUUUGUGGCUCCGAAAACUGUAGUCCAGGUUGGUGUUAGAUAUGUUUCCCCUUAUUUUCAGAAUGACAAUGGGAAGAAGUUUAAUGUUCAGCCACUGAAAAAGGAAAUCAAGUCUGAAUCCAUGGUUAUACCUACCUUUGGAAAUUUAAUGGAGGAUAAACUGAUGGAAAAUAAUGCAGGGAAGAAUGUUAUACAACAGGUACUUGAAACUCAUGCUGAUUCUGUUGCAUUAAUAGCUAGUUCUGAAAAUUUAUCUGAGGAUGAACCUCAAAACAUUGGAAAUGAAAUUCAAACCUACAAAAUUGAAUCAAUGAAGGGAAAAUCGAACAGCACAAAAACAGCCCAGGAUCAUGCCAAAGCACGGAAGGUUUCUCCUUAUUUUCAGAAUGACAGUGAAAAGACAGUUAAUGAAAAAUUCCAUGGGCUUGAAAGUGACAUUGAUUCUGUAGCUUUAAUGGGUACUUGUACUUUUGGAGAUAAAAUUCCAAUUGAAAUGUUUAAAUAUGAAGGAAAUAGGACAUCUGAAAGGGAAGUGUCAACUGAGCAUGCUCAGAUUCAAAAGGUUUCUCCUUUCUUUCAAAGCAACAAUGUGAAGAAGGUUCGUGCUGAAUCAUGUUGUGCUGGUGGUAUGCUCCUUGAACAUAAGCUGCUGAGGGAUGGAAAUGUAAUUGAAAAUGGAUUGACUAAUAUCAAGAAGAAAACCAUUUCCAAUAAACGGCAGGGGAAUGAAAAUGAUACCAAUAGUAAAGUUAAACCCAAGAAGACAAAACCUCUAGUUCAGAAGAAUGUUGCCAAUGAUAUUAGAUAUGUUUCCCCUUAUUUUCAUAAUGAUAGUGGGAAGAAGAUUAAUGUGAAGACAAAACCUCUAGUUCAGAAAAAUGUUGCCCAUGCCAUUAGAUAUGUUUCCCCUUAUUUUCAUAAUGAUAGUGGGAAGAGCAUUAUCGUGAAACCUUUGCAUGAGGAAGGCAAGUUGGAAUCUAUUGCUUUACAUGCUGCUGAAAAUUUUGUGGAGGAUAAAUGGGAGGAAAAUAAAUCCAGUUGCAGUGAAAAAUCUAUUGAAAUUAAAAAAAAUCUUUCUGCCUCUGAGAAGUGGGACGAGGCUUACAAAAGAAAAACUCCUGAUAAUGCAUGGAAGCCUCCACGGUCUGCAACUGUUCUCAUUCAAGAGGAUCAUGCUCAUGACCCUUGGAGGGUGUUGGUCAUUUGUAUGCUUCUCAACCGGACUUCUGGUAGACAGACAAAAAAAAUUGUGUCAGACUUCUUCAAGUUAUGUCCGGAUGCAAAAACUUGCAUAGAAGUUGCAAGAGAGGAAAUAGAAGAGACAAUAAAGACUCUAGGUUUUCAACACAAAAGAGCAAAAAUGUUACAACGUCUCUCUGAGGAAUACUUGGACGAAAGCUGGACUCACGUAACUCAAUUGCAUGGGGUUGGGAAGUAUGCAGCAGAUGCAUAUGCUAUAUUUGUUAAUGGGAAGUGGGAUAGAGUGACACCUACAGAUCACAUGUUGAACUAUUAUUGGGAAUUCCUCCGUAGAAUCUAUCAAGCAUGAAUUGGAAUGAAAUUUCUAAUUUUGCUAUUUUUUCUGUCUUUUCUUUUCGUAUCAGUUAGAAGAGGGUUUUCCCUCUCUUUAUGGAACCACAAGUCUAAGUUUCCAAAUUGUAAUGUUUUGAGGAACAAUGUGCUAAGCAUGACCUACAACAUUUUGCAUAGGGCUUUUUAUU
Vigna unguiculata (cowpea) is the source of this 5115-nucleotide messenger RNA. RefSeq lists its product as uncharacterized. Gene Ontology annotation, molecular function: catalytic activity; DNA binding. Lineage: Eukaryota; Viridiplantae; Streptophyta; Magnoliopsida; Fabales; Fabaceae. Gene Ontology annotation, cellular component: nucleus. Gene Ontology annotation, biological process: base-excision repair. The record is from RefSeq and is a predicted model, not a curated record.